CCCCUCUUAGACUCCAUCACCAAGACUGCAAGGCACGCAACUUUGCAGAAAUGUCAGCUAGGAUGUCAGGAUUUACACCGUGGUUUCUGAUAGCCCGUUGAUGUAAGAGAUGAUAAGCGACAUCUGUUUCUGGGUUACUAAAUACGUAUCCUCCUCAGCAGAGGGUUAGCAGGCCCUGCAUCUUAAGGUAGAAUUGUGUGUGGUGUGUGUUUGUUUUGGUGCGCUGUCUUCGACCCCUGCAGCGUCGUGAAAUGACCCUGACUUUCAGGCUGAAGUUCUGUCGGCCUAAUCUAUGGCCAAAGGUAAACUUGCUGGCAAAGUUAGGUUAAGCGAUGUCAGUGUUUUGAGAUGCAAGUGGACUUGAGAAGAAACACUUUCUGUCUUGGAAAAAAAAAAAAACCAAAAAAGCCCACAACUUGUUCAUUGUCUGUAGAGCUUUCUGUCACUGUUACUAGUUGCCUCAACUGCAUUUAAAAAAUAAUGCUGGUGGGAACACAUGGCAUGCAGAUGUCUCAUUGUGGUUUACACUUACGGCCGAGGAAGGUCGCAUCGUAUAUAUGCCUACUCCACCAAAUGGUGCUCAGAGUUGAGGCCAUACCGGUUUCUUUCCCAGAACUGCACUGUUGACAGCUGGGGAGGUUGCUCCCUGGUUAUCUGUGCCACCAGCAGUGCCUGUGUGCUACCAGGCUGAGGUACGCAGGGCAUUGGGAUUGGGUCUCCUCCGUGAUGGAGGUUCCUCGCUCCUUUGCUGGUUUGUAGUGUAAAGAUUUUGCAACUUCGCAUGUGAAGGGAAGGGAGUUGUCAAAGAUGUCCUGUUACCUUCUCGUGAACGGGGUAUCUGUAGCGACCCGCAGUGGAAGAUUAAGGGGACAUAUAAAUAAGCUGAAUUUGAGUGAUUGGGGGUUUUUUUUCCCUUUUAAAUAAUACCUGUAGGAAAGAAAUCAACGUAAUUUGAGGAAUUUCAGUGAUAAGAGUUCACCAUCAGAAGAAGAUCAGGGUUGCGUAUGCCAGGUCAAGAAGUUCUGAUUUUAAAAUUGCCGAUGCAGCCUUAAUUUUAUCUUCAGACUACUGUUUACUUUAGGAAACAGUAAAUGACAUUACAAUUAAAGAUUUUCUAAGAGUAUUAGGUUAUACCUUUUGCCCUGUGGAUGCAGAACCUGUAAGCACUGUGUCCUAUCUUGUAUACAACAAAUCCCAUCCCUGACAGUUGCGUAUGGAAGACUCGAUGCAACAAACACUCAUGCAAAAUUACGCAGAUAGGUCCCGGUUGCCAUUUACUGUAGAUCUCUUUAUAUUGCUCUAUGAAGUAUUUAGCUAUAAUUUACUCCCAUUUUAAGGUAGGAGGCCCGUUAUGCUGGUGUAAUAAAACUCUGUAAUUGGAUGGCAUGCUUACCUGCUUGCAUAGUUGAUCUAAACUGCCUUGAUAGGCCUGCGUUAUGAUACAUUUAACCGUCAUGAAUAUGAACUUGUUCCAUCCGUAGCCCCACUGAAAUUAAUUAGACUGUCUACAGACUACUACUUGAGGGAACUAAAGGUAGCAAAAUCUUUUUCCAUAGUUCUGUUUAACCAGGAACACGUAUGCUGAAAGUUGGAGAGAAGUUAGGUAACACUACAGAAUUUACACUGCUGAUGGAUGACUUGUACCACACCAUUCCUGUGUUUCCUCUUCCUUCUUUGUGGUGGAUUCUGUUUUACCUUGUUUCAGUUAGUUUUCAUGAUACCGGUUUUGAUUUUGUUUUUAUGGUGGCAUUGUGUUAGGUAUAGUUCUCCUGGAAUUUGACAGAGCCUUGGUGGUGGAGGGCUAUUUAAAAACAUGAAAGCUCCUGGUGGCUCUAUUAUUGCCUUAAAAGCUUGUCCUCAAGGCAAUGCAUGCUGCUCUUUUUUUUUUCCUUUGCUUUUUUUCCUUACCUUUAGUUACUAGUAAUAACUGAACUGCCUCCAGAGUUGUAUUAUUUGAAAGUCUAGUUUUAGAGGUAAACAUUGCAGAAAUGCUUGUGUCACUUGAGCACUUUAGUCCCAGUGAUUUUCUUUUUUUCUUUAUUUUAAAAUUGUUUUUUAUUUUUCCUGAUAGAACAUAGACCUCUCUGGGGCCAGACUUUCAAAGGUAAUACAGUACCUAAAAAUGCAGGCAUCAGCUGGGAUUUUCCGGAGCUUGAAUGUAGCAAGGUUAAUAUGGGAUAAGCUCUCCAUUUUGCAGAAGAAGAAGAUACAGCUCUGAAUGUUGCAUCAGUUGUGGUUAGUAAAGGAAACAUGAAAAAUAGCUCAAGGUCAUUCAACAAGACCAUGGAAGAGAACCCUUAGGAGCUGACUAUGUACAACAAGAUCUGAAGAAGACUCCUCAUCCUUCAGAAGUAGCAUGCUCACAGUCUUCCUGGCCAAUGAUUCUUCUACAGCAAGCAGGUCUUCUUCCUCAUCCUGAGAACCCUUCAUCUCUUCCUAUGUCAGUGGCUACAAGGCCAAGAGCCAGCUCACCACUCUCCCCACCAAAAUCUCUCGGACUGGGGCCUUCCUUUCAUCACACACAAGAAGAAGAGCUUGCAAAGGUGGUGGAGCAGGACCCUAUGCUGGAAGAACUAUGUAAGCCUCUGUGCUGUAAGCUUUGCAAUGUCACUCUGAACUCAGCACAACAAGCCCAGGCUCAUUACCAGGGUAAAAACCACAGUAAGAAACUCCGAAAUUACUAUGCUGCCAAUAGCUGUCCGGCACCUGCCAGAAUGAGUAAUUCAGUUGAGCCUGCCCCACCUCAGGUUGUCUCCCUUCCAGCUCAGAUGGGAUCCAGUAAACCAGGUGGCCGAGUGAUCUUGGCCACAGAGAAUGAUUACUGCAAGCUUUGUGAUGCCUCGUUUAGUUCUCCGGCUGUGGCACAGGCUCACUACCAAGGGAAAAAUCAUGCCAAACGGCUGCGUCUUGCAGAAGCACAGAAUAACUCAUUCUCGGAUGCAUCAGAACUAGGCAAACGAAGGGCGAGGAAAGAAGGGAAUGAAUAUAAGAUGAUGCAGAACAGAAGAAAUAUGUAUACAGUUCAAAACAACACAGGUCCCUACUUCAAUCCCCGCUCACGUCAGAGGAUUCCUCGGGAUCUGGCCAUGUGUGUCACUCCCAGUGGCCAGUUCUACUGCUCCAUGUGCAACGCCGGGGCCAGCGAGGAGAUGGAGUUCAGACAGCACUUAGAAAGCAAACAGCAUAAAAGCAAGGUGUCCGAACAGCGGUAUAGGAAUGAGAUGGAGAACCUAGGCUAUGUACAAUGAUGCGCCACCCUUGGUAGUAGUUUGCAAAUAGAGCAGCUUGUCUCUCGCCUGCUGUUUGCCACAUGCCCUGCUUUGUGCUCCAUUUGAUAGGAGUAUGCUCUCGAGCUAUACAUGUAACACCUGCAAACUUAAUGGUAUGGUUAGAUUUAUUUUCUAUCAUAGUUGGCAGGAUGACGCUGUGCAGGACAUGAAGUGUUUUUGAUGUUUGUUUGCUAAUUAUCUAAGGCUCUUCAUUGUAUUGAAUGGCGGGGAGGACUUUGUCUUCUCCCUAGCCUUCUGCAUGAACAUGCAAAGCCCAAGAAGUGCUGGGAACUUCUGUGGUUCUACCACACAGGUGGACCAUGUGCAAAGCCCACCCCCUUCUUUGCACACCACAGAGCAGUGCUCCAGAAUGCCUCCCUACAGCAGACUGAAUCUCUGGGCAGCUUGUAAAAGAGGGGCAGGAAUGGGCCCUGUGAAUGUGUGAAUUAGGUGGUGUACUUGUCCACAAAUUUCUGCUUGUGGCUCCCAUUACAGCCCAGAGUAGGUUCUUUCCACAUCCUUGUAGAAGGGCUGUGCAUACCUCUUCUCCUUGGAGGGUCUUGCCUCUUACAGCUUCCUCUGCGAUGCAGAUUUCAUUCUGAACAUCUGACAUUGGAUAUCAGCUGAUUCACCCCAUUUGGAAAUACUCUCUUCUACCAGUUAACAGUGCAGAAAGAUUCUCGGUGUUGUUGGCUGGCCACAUUAAUGCACCAUUGGUGUAGCUCAUCUCUCUGAAGAGAGUCUGUGGGGAUCUCAGUGACUUAAUGAAGUGAAUAGGAAAGCAAACCUGCUCAGAUGAGGUGUGCUCUGCUCUGAUUCUGCCUUAGACUGAGUAGGGUUGAGAAUAGGUCGGAAGGAGCUGUCAGCUGUAAUUUCUUUGCAUGCUGAUGUAGAAGAGAGCAAGUGUUGGUCUCUGACCUGCAGCUCGAUUGCUCUGGGAGAGCCGGGCUGCCUGGACCUUGGGGAGCAGAUAUCGGUGUGUCCUGCUUCCAUGCCAUUCCCUGGACAAAGCCCAGUGGGUAUUACAGAGGAGAGCUGAAAUGCUCCUUUGGACUAGAGCUACCAAUAUUGGAUGAAUUUUUUCCCCUCUUUCUUUUCCCAUCUCAGGAUGGGUUUUAAUUCCAUUCCUUGAUGUGAACUUCACUGUUUUAGGGACCAUCAAAAAUCCAAAGUUAGGUAGGAUGUGAAUGUCAGGGGUGAUGAUUGUUUGAGCCACAGCUCAAAAGCCACAGCUUUUUGGCCAUGCAGAAGUAUUCAUGAAACUUGUUAAGCAACUUUGUAAGUGUAGACAAACCCAAAGGGUGUGUGUCUGUUUUGAUUUUCCUUAGCAAAAGUAGAAAGGGGAUAAAGAGCAGAAGUAGGGCUGACAUUUAUUUUUCUGCUCAUUUGGGUAGAUGUGAGGAGCUGUGAUUGGAAUCCAGUUCAUUGUGUUUCUAAAACAUUGGCUCCAGUGGCAAGUGCAGCAUGUAAGUAACCUCCAUUGGACCUGAUUCACCACUGUGCUGCUACAGCUGUACUCUGGUAUGGCUUCAUUGACUUCAGUGGCAGGUGCAGAGAGGGGGUAAUGGAAGCAUCAUGGCUUGUCUCCCACUCCUUGUUAGGUAGUACAUUGAAUUAAAUGCAGCUCUGUUGGUUUCAGUAGCAUUUUACCAGGGAUAAAUUUUACCUAGUGCGUAAUGUUGAAGGUAGCUCCCCCACCCCCUUAUUUUGCCAUUCUGAUCCUGCCUCUUGCAUUCCAGAAGGACUUUCUGCUUGCCUUAAAAAAUGAAAAAUGAGUAAACUAACAAAAAAUCCAGAUAGUUUUUAUUCAUCUUUGUCGUCCACCUCAGAAGGGUUUGUUGCACUUGGCUGCUCCGCAGAAAUCGAGUAUUGUUUUCUUUAGCUACCUGAGCAUCAGGUCACCAUAGAACCUUAACACAGCCUUCCUAAAUCUGGGCAAGAUGAGCUCUUGCAUAGUAGUCGAAAGUAACCCCCUACAUCAUUCUAUGCUGAUCCUUGCCCUGCAGGUACAGGCAGAGCAACGGACAUCCUCUUGAAUGGGGUUCCUUCCCCUCCUUUGUGCAAAGUCCAAUUAAAUAGGGUUUGUGCACUGGAGCACGUUAGAAGGUAGGAGGACAGGUGCCCAGGUUGCAAAGCAUGAGAUAAGCAGUUUUGACAGCCUGUACAUCUGUUUCUUUGUGCUUUCCUGCCCCUUGCUCGACCUCUGCAGCCUUGAAGAACAUUCCCCUCGCACAAAUCUCAUCAGCCUUUUCCUCUCAUCUUUUGCAGUCAAAGAAGGGCUCUCGUUUUCUCUUUGUGUUCUGUCAUUUGUUUUUCUAGUCUGACACCACUGUGCAGGGACAGAGGGGGUUGAAUGAGCCUUGCCACAAGGUGCUUCACCAGAGUGAUCCCUGCAUUAUGGUUAAACAUCCCUCUUGCUGUAAAUUAAAACACGGCAUUUCCCACAGGCUGCAAUUAGUAGCAGAGGAACAACACUUUGCGAAAUACGAGCUGGAAGAGCUGUAGGUACUGGUGUUCUCUAGCUUAUUGCUAGUGCCAAGAAAGCAUUUUUGUCAGCUUUCACGUGUCCCCAAAAUCAACUGUUCACCACUUUGCUUUGGUUGCUGCUCCCGCUCCCAGCCCAGCGGUCUGCCCCUCGUUUGGCAUUUCCAGUGACUGCCAGAGGCGUCAAAACUCAGUUUGCUCCAUGCAGUGUUACCUCCUGGUAACAUCUGGUGCAAAUGUACCACAGCGCACCCGUGUGCCAGUGCGUUUGGGAGGGUGUGCGAGGGAGGUGCAGGGGGCUGCUCCUGCAGGCUUCUCUCUGCAUGGGGCUGAGUCAGGUUUUGAGGAAUGGCUCGAGUCUGCCCUGAACAGAGAGGCCUGCAUCUGCUUUGUUUUGUUCAAGGGAGUACAAGAAGUGAAUGUCAUCAUCCUGAGAAUUUCAAAGUGGUGGGUUAUACAGCAGGUAUAAAGCAGACAGUGGGACUCAAGCGACAAGAGUAGGACAGGUUUCCUGCAUGGGAGGAAAGGUAUUUCUUGCUGGGAGAGGCAGCUGAGACUCACCUUGCCCCAGUGCUCUGUUGUGGCCCUUCCCUACAAGUGACCAAAGCUUUCCUCUCCCUCUUCAGCAUUGCUUAAUGGUUUGUGAUCUUCCGACUCUCCCUCCAACAUAGAAAAUUGUUGACUGCAAAGAGAAAACACCGCACCACACUAAUAUCAUUAGGGUUCAGGCCAAUCCAAACUCACUUGUCAGCAUGAGAAACUGGGUGGAUCCUGAUUU
Molecule: messenger RNA, 6531 nt
Organism: Haliaeetus leucocephalus (bald eagle)
Lineage: Eukaryota; Metazoa; Chordata; Aves; Accipitriformes; Accipitridae
Gene: ZMAT3
Product: zinc finger, matrin-type 3
Exons: 7
Coding region: 2379-3248 (289 amino acids)
Molecular function (GO): zinc ion binding; nucleic acid binding
Source: RefSeq, a predicted model, not a curated record